Molecule: messenger RNA, 4546 nt
Organism: Orbicella faveolata
Lineage: Eukaryota; Metazoa; Cnidaria; Anthozoa; Scleractinia; Merulinidae
Product: octopamine receptor beta-2R-like
Biological process (GO): G protein-coupled receptor signaling pathway
Cellular component (GO): plasma membrane
Molecular function (GO): melanocortin receptor activity
Source: RefSeq, a predicted model, not a curated record
UGGAACAUUUAUAUACCGAAACAAUAAAGAAAACAAGAAAAAAAAAAAAGUAAAUAAAAUGAAAUUAGUUUUUAAAGUAAUUGCUACCCAAUGUAGGUUAUUAUCUCAGUAUUGAAUCAAAAUUAACCCGUAAACAUGUUAACAUCAGUUUAGUCCACAUUCAUUUGCUUGCAAUGUGUUCCACCUCAGUUUGCACGUCGCUGACUUGCAUUAAUUUGCUACGAGAGACAGCUGCAGCACUCUAUGCAUAAACCUCUGAGUUCAUUAUGCACUGUACAUUGUGGAAGUAUUUUAGUGUUCUAGCAAGUUGCGGAAUGUUCCAUAUUUUCUAUGUUCCUGUUUUUUUUUGUUUUUGUUUUUUUUCUAUUGAGAUAUCUAAAGCAAAUGUUACUUUGCGCUGCAAUGCGUUCAUAUUACGAUAAAUUAAAUGUAAGAAAAAACGCUGCUAAAAGGCCGGCGUUUGUACGAUAUCAUUGCGGACUAAAAAUAAUACCGAAAAACAAAACUUACCAAGAGGCCAUUAAAAGGUAUUCAAAAAAAACACCCAUUAAGUUUUAAUUGAAAGUAUGCCUCUUUCCGCUGCAACGCGAUUUUACGAAGUCGCGCAGAGUGAAUACGAUUAAUAAAACUUUGAUAUCACAUUAAACCUAGCUUUGUGUUCCAUUUCCUACAAAACGAAGUGUUAACUAUAUAAAAAAUGAUAGAUAAACACGUCUUCCCGAUAGCGUACUAACGGAAGGAGUCAAACGUGUUCCUACAUGUAGAACAGUUUAAAAAAGGAAGGAGAAGUCGUUUAUUUCUUUUAACAUGAGCUGUAGAGCCCACGCAUGGCUUCCAGGCUUAUAUGCCGAUGUACAUUUGAUUAAAUUUUUGAUCUAAUUAUACCGACGAAUUUGACACACGUCACUUUAGAGACUAUAAAUAGUUGCAAUUGAUUAGAAUUUCAAACUAUUGCAGUACAUGUAUAUAUGGACUGUUGUACAAAGACAAAAAACAUUAAGCGCUCGUAGAGCCUGCACUAAUGCUACUAGAAGUAAGGCCCAGCUUCCGGUCCUGCCUAAGCAACACUGACUACAUUUUGGCCCGUGGUGAUCAUCCGUCGAGAAAUAUACCAGUUCGAUUCACACUAAGCCGAACACAUUCAGCUCGCUGGAAACACCAUUCAGCACUCAAACUUUUUACGAUCGGCGUUGAUGAAACAUUUCCUCAGUAUAACUUUCGACAUCGCUGGUUGAGUUGAAGUUUACAUAAUUUGACACAUCUCUACGGUCGUUGUCGCCUAUCAGAAUGUCCCUUUUGAACAAAUAUCCUUGCGUUAACAUUACAGCGCCAGGUUAUCUGUCAUUUUCGACGGUGUCCUUCACGAUAUUAUCAGCUGCCGUCGCCACUGGUGGGAACCUUCUGGUCGUCCUUGCCGUGUUUUUAGAUCCAAACAAAAAUCUUCGUUCGCCGUCUAACUACUUCGUGGCCAGCCUUGGAUUUGCGGAUCUCCUUGUUGGGCUUCUUGCCUGUCCGAUGAGCGCAGUGUAUCCCAUCACGGAAGGACUAAAACAAACAAACUCGCUAUACAGGGUCUGGAUGCACAUGAUAUACUUCGUCACGUGCACCGCCUCGCUGCUUAGCCUGACUGCCUUAGCGUUAGAUCGGUAUGUAGCCAUCGCAUACCCUUUGGUCUACAGAACAAAGCUGAGUCCUCUCAGGGCAUUCUUAGUGUCGGUUCUGCUGUGGACUGCGUCUGUGUUGGUAUCACAGAUUUACCUCAUCGUUGGUGACAACAAGUUCCGCUUCGUCUUUGCCAACACAGCUAUAGCCGUCACCUUCGCUGUGCUCACCUUUACCAACGUGAAGAUUUGCAAGUAUCUGAGAUGUCAAAUCCACACGUGGAGUAAUUGGCUUAAUAAUACAAGAGGAAACUUGGUGAUGAAACAAGCUUUGCAAAGAGAGAGAAAGACAACAAAGACACUUUCUGUUGCACUGGGAUUAUUCUUAGCCUGUUAUUUGCCAUCUUGUGUUUGCAUCUACAUCAUCAACUUUUGCUCUACUUGCGAAUGUUUGUUUAUUAUCUGGGCGAGGAAUAUUCAAUGGAUGCUAGUGUUGGCAAAUUCUAGCGUCAAUCCCUUCGUGUACGCAUGGAAGUUACGAAACUUUCGAAAGGCUUUUAAGAGCAUUCUGACAUGCCGCGCAUGCGGAAGGCGUCAGAGAUCCAUCUCGGCGAAACUUCCUUUGACAUCAAGAUUCAUCACAAAUUUUUCAUCAAAUAAUCAUGUGCUUAGAGAAAUACAAUCCAUGAGAUAGUAAAUGCUAAUGUACCUUUAGCAGUUGCUUUGAGUCAGCUUGAGGUAUCGUGUAAAUAGUUGAAGAAAAUGUGACUAUGCAUGAUAAAAUAUGCAAUUUGAAAAACUACGGAAGUGAUACGUACCUAUGAUCGAACUUUAACAACUAACAACCCACUGUGCACGUGCAUUCGCUAUUUUGCUCUUUUAACGCCUUUGAUUGGUUGAUAUAGUCGGCAUAAUUGCUGUGAUCAUAGAAGAACCUGUAAAAUCCAUUCGAAAAGUUAUGUAUCACCAAGGACGGAACAGAGGCGUAUGCAUAUAAAGUAGCGUAGACGCACAUUGCAGUUAAGAAUACUCAAAGACGGAAUAGAGAGUCCAGCAGCAAUCAAUGGGGAAGACAAGUUCCAGAAUUAACUUUUAAUUAACACCCUGUUCAGCUGAAAGUUUAAUCUUUGGUCUUCUUCUUAUAAUAAAUAGUAGCACAGCCUUAAAAUAGUAGCAUAAUAUCAGAUUAACUUUUAAUCAACAGACUUCGUCAGUUGAAAGUUUAGAUCUUCAUCCUCUGCUUAUAAAUAGUAGCAUCGUGAGUCGAAAUUGCCCACCACAUAUUUUAAGGCAAGUACAUCUACCUAGAAAAUAUCGUUCCCUUGGAACAUUGUUUCCGCGUCUUUGGCACUGAACAAUUAAUAAGACCGAUGGAUACUUUCGUUUUGUAAAAUUCGUUCCCUUCUGUACUGUGCGAAGAAUCUUGUAUCCUACUGGGUUUAGUAGACUUUUAGGACCUCAACUGUUGAACGGAGAGCGCAAGUCUUUAUCAGGAUUCAAGGACCUUGACAGAGCAACGAUUCCCGGGCGGGAAGGGGGCAUGCGCUUCUAUAUAAAAACGACGGGGGUGCUGGUCGUACCUUCUAGAAAUCUGAAAGCCGCUUUGGUAUCUUUUAGAUUGUUCAGCAUCAAAAUGUCCACAGCGGAAGCUUUCGCGGUAUUGUUUAAGGGAUUGAGCCGCAAAAAGAAUAUGACAGCAGCUAAUGUGUUGUGGAAAAUUGGUACCUAUUAGGGGUUUAAAAAAAAAAAAAUUCAAGCGACGCCCACAAAACAGGAUCCUGGUACCCUUUAAGGAUUCUCAAUUCCGAAGAGCUCCCCCGUUCUUUUCAUAUGGGAGGCCCCCCAGGCAAUGAUUAGCAAUAUUGAGCAUAAUUUGGGGCUACCUCUCACGUUUGGCACUUUCCAUUUGAGGAAAAAAAAUCCGGUUUGAUUUUCCAGAAAUUUCCAGUGGUGAACUCAAAGCAUUUUCGGAAUUUCCGGAAAAGAGAAAAAACUGCAGAAGAUACUCAAAAUUUCUGUUCAAGUUGAUUAUUGCACGAAUUAAGAAUUUCCGAAAUUUUCGAUAAAAUGGUUCGCAUUUCGGAAAUUCAACAUUUUUCAGAUAAACCGACGGAACUAUUCGCCACCGUUUCGACAGUUCCAAAUUUUCAUGAACUGAAUGCGAUUUUGUAGGCGGCAUUAUCGCAUUAUGCUGGUGGCUAGUUGGAAAAAAAAUAUAUCCUCUUACUGAGUAGUCACGUAGCGAUGAACCACAUAGCCUACGAGCAGGCUCAUUUUGGGUCACACGGACGCCCGAGGAGCGAGUCCGGGAGCGAAGUUGUAUUCUGUAUAAAUCACAGUGAGGAGCAGUAUUUUCAUAACGCGAUAAAUUGUUAGAAAGAUUAGAAAACAAAACUCGCUUAUGUUAAUCAAAAAAACAAACAAACAAACAAACAAACAAACAAAUAGAAAUCCUCACAGCAAUAACAGAAGCGUCGAAAAGCGGCAAAAAUAGUCACCGACGUAUCCCGGCCAAUGUUUGCGGAAACACUUAAUGUGAUCGAUGGUCAAAUAAGUCGUGACAAGACUGCAUCCAACACAAUGUUUAAUACUCUCGCUAAAUACAUGUUACGCAUACGUACACAGUCCGGGAUCGUUAUCAGAUUUGAUAACCAUGUGACGUCACAACAUGGCGGCCAUUUCAAAAACCGGGAAUUUUCGUAUUCACUUCACUUUGCUCGUUAUUUGUUCGAUUAUACUCGGGUAAUUUACCCAUAAUUCUAUCCGAUAAUUACCAGAAAAGAAGGAGCCUCACGUGUUUUGAAGAUGGCGGUUGAAGACCAGCGUAAACGAUGUAAAAUGCUACCCGUAAAGUGAAACAGCGCUUGCAAUUUUGCAUCCAAACCAGGUAUGUUUUUCAUUUUGUCAUUAGAUUUAAGUUACCUGGAGAUUUUUGCGAAAAUCAC